CGGAGAGGGAGGGGGGAAAAAGAGUGGAAGCCCGGUGCCCUCUAGGAGUUGUAGUCCCUGUGGAUCGGGUCGUGUGGGGCAGAGGAAGACAAAGUGGUGGGGAGUUCCCCUGUCUCGUUUUGGGGUGGGAGUCCAGAAGGAAGAGGAGGAGCAUGUCUUUCAAGAGGGAAGGGGACGACCCCAGCCUGCUUAACGUGCUCAAGAAAAGAAGAGUCGCAGACCUUUUAGCCAACUAUAUUCCCGAAGAUGAAGCCUUACUUCUCCGGGAUGGCAGGUACGCAUGUGCGGUCUGCUUCCACAGGCCGGUCUUUGACACUCUGGACAUGCUCACGGUCCACCGAUCUGGAAAGAAGCACCUAGUCGGUUUGCAGACAUUUUAUGGGAAGAAGCGUUCGCUCGAGAACGAAGUUCAGAAACGCCGCCACCAGGCCUAUGUACAGGCGGAAGAAUCUGGUGUGCAGGCUGCUCCAGGCCCUGCUCCUUUGCUUGCAUAUACCAAGAGGAUUGCCCAGAACGCUCUGCUGAAAGCCGCCCCCUACAACAGCUGCUGUCGGCGAAACAGGGAGAACGGAGGUGACCUCAGUUCUGGUACCUCGAAGGUGGCUGACGUCUCCAGAGGUUUGGAGGCAGAGAAGCCGCCCAGGUCCCUCAGCACAGUCAGCUCAGUGAAGAGCGAAGACGGGCCUGCUGGAGUAGAAGCCACGCCGAGCAGGGAGUUGCCUGGAUCUACAGACACCAGAGCAGAUUCCGCGGAAGCACCCGGUCCUGGGAAACAGCACAGUCGCAAAGGGAAAGGCCCUUUGUCGGGGAAAAAACAGUCCAAGUCCAGUGACCUCAACCCCGAGAAACGUCAAGCCCUAGAACACUAUUUGAGACUGAAAAGCUCCGGUUGGGUCCAGGAUGGUUUCGGCAGGUGGGUAAAAGAUGAGAACGUGGAAUUUGACUCCGACGAAGAAGAGCCUCCAGCGCCGAUUCCGUCUUGAGGACGCAGUUGCUUGAUCCAUGUAGAGGCAAGAACGGGAAGGAGUCUAUCCUGCUUCUCAAGUGAAACCCUCUAGAAACAAGGCAGUUGGAGCCCAAGAGGCUGGGCGUGCCAAAAGCAAAUGUUUUUUUUCUUAUGUGCGUGGAAUUCUUUAUUAAUUAAAUAGGAAAUAUAGGCUGGCGCCUUAUUUUGAACA
This is a messenger RNA of Pogona vitticeps (central bearded dragon), 1178 nucleotides long. It is a transcript of the gene SCNM1, whose product is annotated as sodium channel modifier 1. NCBI's taxonomy places the organism in Eukaryota, Metazoa, Chordata, Lepidosauria, Squamata, Agamidae. Gene Ontology annotation, cellular component: nucleus. Gene Ontology annotation, biological process: RNA splicing. The record is from RefSeq and is a predicted model, not a curated record.